Messenger RNA from Cucumis melo (muskmelon), 5243 nucleotides. Its product is annotated as putative pentatricopeptide repeat-containing protein At1g13630. Gene Ontology annotation, molecular function: protein binding. NCBI's taxonomy places the organism in Eukaryota, Viridiplantae, Streptophyta, Magnoliopsida, Cucurbitales, Cucurbitaceae. The coding region runs from base 677 to 3163 and encodes 828 amino acids. The transcript has 7 exons. The record is from RefSeq and is a predicted model, not a curated record.
GAAAAAUGCGGGGACGAAAUAGGUCGAGUUUGAGCUCGCUUGAAGAACGGGUGAAGGAAGGGAGACGUAGGUUUAAGGAGGGUUUAAUGGUCGCCGUCCUGAUUCUCUUCUCCAGUCUCCCAUUACUUUGAAAAUUUUAACUUCGCUCCCUCUCUUCUCGCUUUGAGUUCUUCGUCUUCAAGCUUGUUUGCUCAGUUUCUCACUUCCCGAAACUACUUCGGAGAAACUACAUAUGUUUACCAUCACACUUUCAUCUUCUUCUUAUCCAUCAACUGCCUUUUGAAGUUUUGUAGAAGAAACUCAGCCUGUGGCCGACAAAGAUCAUGACAUAUUGAGGAAAAAAGUCACCAAGCUGAUGAAACAACAGAAAUUGCAGCAGGUGAAUUUGAUAGUCAAGGAGCACGAUGAUUUAAAGCCUUGGGGCCAGGAGGCUCAUGUGAAGGGUUUUGUUUUUCAUUUUCUGUCCAUUGUCUCAAUUCUGGUUCCUAUUAUCUUCCAGCUUGGAUGCGGUUUGGUUCAGUUGUUGAUGGAAACAGCCUAUAUUCAACCUCCAGUUGAUGAGUUAGGAGAUGGUCCAGUUGAUAUUUGCCCUGCCUUUGUCCUCUAUUAAAACCCAUUGGUUUGCUAAAACCGACGACAAGAAGGCAGGCUUUCUCCCAAUCGUGCUCACAUUUCCAUGCUUAGCCGUAUUCAUCAGUGGAAGCCAUUGCAUUGGAUAUUCGCUUCUUCUGUCAUCCUUGCUAGGCCUUCAGUUUCAGUUUCUGCCGCCAGGCUUGAACCGGCAACCGUCACUACCUCCUUCUUUCCGGAUCAGAACGACUCAGUUCGUGAAAUUCUCACAGGUUUGAAUUCCCUUGGGUUUAGAGCCUAUGUUGGUGGAUGUAACUUUCGAACUGUUGUUUCUACUUUGAGUGAAACUGUAGUGGAUGGCGUUCUUGAUUCCUUGAGAACUCUUAAGCCUGAUGUUGCUGUGGCUUUUUUCUAUCUUUUAAUAAACGAGUACGGAUUUCGGCAUUCUAGAUUCUCUCAGUUUGUUGUUUCUCAUAUUUUGGCGGGUGAAGGACGAUUCAAGGAGUUGCAUUCCGUUAUAAAGCAUUUGAUUGAGGAGCAAGGGUUGGGUUCUGCGUCUACCUUUUGUGACCUGCUCUUGAACAAAUUCAGGAACUGGGAUUCAAAUGGUGUGGUAUGGGAUAUGCUGGCAUUUGCGUACUCUAGACAUGAAAUGAUCCACGAUGCCCUCUUUGUCUUUGCAAAGAUGAAGGAUCUAAAUUUACAAGCUUCAGUUCCAACUUAUAACUCUCUAUUGCAUAACUUGAGGCACACUGAUAUUAUCUGGGAUGUAUAUAAUGAGAUCAAAGUUAGUGGAGCUCCUCAGAGUGAAUAUACUACCUCAAUACUUAUACAUGGUCUCUGUGAGCAAUCCAAGAUAGAAGAUGCGAUUUCAUUUCUACAGGACAGCAAUGAAGUAGUUGGACCUUCUACUGUGUCUAUCAAUACCAUUAUGUCAAAGUUUUGCAAAGUGGGACUGAUAGAUGUUGCGAGGUCAUUUUUCUGUUUGUUGGUCAAGAGUGGACUUCUUCACGAUUCCUUCAGUUAUAAUAUUCUUGUUCAUGGGUUAUGUGUAGCAGGUUCCAUGGACGAAGCUCUGGAAUUCACAGAUGACAUGGAAAAGCAUGGUGUGGAACCUGAUGUAGUAACAUACAACACACUUGCCAAAGGAUUUCUCCUGCUUGGUUUGAUGAGUGGGGCUCGUAAAGUUGUCCAGAAAAUGUUGUUGCAAGGUUUAAAUCCAGAUAUUGUGACAUAUACAAUACUGAUUUGUGGACAUUGUCAGAUGGGAAAUAUUGAGGAAGCACUGAAACUGCGGCAAGAAACUCUUUCGAGGGGGUUUAAGUUGAAUAUCAUUUCUUACAGUGUGCUACUUAGCUGCUUGUGUAAAGUUGGACGUAUAGAAGAAGCAUUGACAUUGUUUGAUGAAAUGGAAACUCUACAUUUAAAACCUGAUUUUAUAGUAUAUUCAAUCCUCAUUCAUGGUCUAUGCAAGGAAGGGUUCGUACAAAGGGCUUACCAACUAUAUGAACAAAUGUGCUUGAAGAGAAUUUUUCCACACUACUUUGCUCAGCGUGCUGUACUGUUAGGUCUAUUUAAGAAUGGAAAUAUAUCUGAGGCAAGAAAGUAUUUUGAUACUUUGAAUCGCAUGGAUUUGAUAGAGGAUGUUGUAUUGUAUAAUAUUAUGAUUGAUGGUUACGUAAGACUUGGUGAUAUUGCUGAGGCUAUGCAGCUAUAUUACAACAUGAUUGAAAGGGGGAUCACUCCUAGUGUUGUCACUUUCAACACUCUUAUCAAUGGAUUCUGCAGAAGAGGAGACCUAAUGGAGGCUCGAAAGAUGUUGGAUGUCAUCAGGUUGAAAGGGUUGGUACCUAGUGUGGUAACUUAUACUACCCUUAUGAAUGCGUACUGUGAAGUGGGAAACAUGCAGGAAAUGUUUCAUUUUCUUCAUGAGAUGGAAGCAAACGCUGUUGUUCCAACUCAUGUAACUUAUACUGUACUAAUCAAGGGACUUUGCAGACAAAAUAAGAUGCAUGAAUCCCUCCAGUUGCUAGAGUAUAUGUAUGCAAAGGGUCUAGUGCCAGAUCCAGUCACAUAUAACACUAUUAUCCAAUGUUUUUGCAAGGGAAAAGAAAUUACCAAAGCUUUCCAGCUUUAUAAUAAGAUGUUGCUCCAUAAUUGUGAUCCUACCCAUGUAACUUAUAAUGUACUUAUUAAUGGUCUUUGUAUAUAUGGUGAUCUGAAGGAUGUUGAUCGAAUGGUAGUUUCUAUGGAGGAUCGAAAUAUUAUCUUGACAAAAGUUGCUUAUAUGACAAUAAUUCAAGCACAUUGUGCAAAGGGUCAGGUCUCUAAAGCAUUAGGGUACUUCAAUCAAAUGCUGGCUAAGAAUUUUGUUAUUUCCAUUAGAGAUUAUAGUGCUGUCAUUAAUCGGCUUUGCAAAAGGGGUCUAAUUACUGAAGCAAAGUACUUCUUUGUUAUGAUGCUAUCUGAAGGCAUAACUCCUGAUCCUGAAAUUUGUGAGACAGUGCUUAAUGCUUUCCAUCAACAGGGCGAUAACAGUUCAGUGUUUGAAUUCCUUGCUAUGGUGGUUAAAUCUGGCUUUAUCUCACAUUGAUCCAUUCCUCGAUAUCGUGGUUUAAUAUGGCUCUAUUUCUCAUUGAUCCAUCUAAGUGUUCAUUUGUUCACAUCAUGCUGUUAUAGAUAAGCUGUCCUUUGGCAUGAGGUUUCACAUGGGAUUUUCAUAGUUAGGAAGCAGUCAUUCAUUUGUUUUAUAUCAAAGAACCUUUUAAUUCAAGGGUGUAGAGGAUAAAUUUCCUACUGUGGAAUAUAUCAAACUUAAUGGCAUGAAGGAAAAUCAUCUUGAUGACCCUCAUGGGGCUCUCCUAGCUUGGAGGCUGCAGCUGACGAUCUUACUGAGUUGGUGGUUAUGACGAGUUGUGCUUUCAACUAUAAGCUGGGCUUGAUUUCUUGUAGCUAGUUUAUCGAAGGAAUUCUCCAAGCCUGUGGGCCUCACUUUUAGAACUCAUAUUUGUUAAAUAUGGCAGAGAAUUGCUUCAAAUCAAAACCAAAUUCCGAAAUACCAACCAUGGAUAUUUCGACUGGUCGUUCAAGACAAGGAGUGGAGUUGUGAACUCGUAGGGCCCACAACGUAGUGAAUUAAUAAGAAAUACGUUUGUAUUCUUUUUUCGUUGUCGGAACCACAAACUCCUUGGACCAAAUAAGGAGUGCGUUCCCCUCAAUUCUUUGAACCAAACACUCCCAAGAUAUUUAGGGGCCGUUUGGGGCAAAGAUUACCUAGUUCUAUAAUAACUAGCUCUUGCUACAGUAAAUACUAUUUAAAAGUCUCUAAUGUCAAACUACUAAUGCAUAGUCAAUACUGUUAGAACAUGAAUAUAUUUUGGACUCUGCUAUCAGUUCCUUAUGAUUUAUAAGAACAUUGAAAUCCUUACGUUGUUAAUAGAGAAGAUGUUGAUAAAACUAGAUACAUAUUUGAAUUGAUACAAGAUUUAAUUUCUAAGUUCCAGAUUGCUUUGGUUAUAAUACCAUUUUGGUUUCACUCCCCGGCACACAGAGUGUCAGUUGACUUAGGCUUAUUUUAAUUAAAAAUUGUAGAGUUUUACUUUUACCGAUUAAAAGCCAAAUAGUGAUGUCCUUGUCAUGUGCUUAGAAGUAGAGGAAGAUGGAUUAGCUUAUUGACCAAAUUUUCCAUGUCCUUCCAUGAAAACUCCCAUCUCUCCUUACUGCCUCCACCGCCUCUAUUUUCACUGCUUUCGCUUUCAUCUUCUCUGGAGAAUCUCUGCUCAAAGACUCGACAAUUACCUUCCCCAUCUCCUUCGAUUCAGGCACUGACUUUGCCCCCUAUCAAACACGCACCGCAACUCCCAAAUCUUCUACCAAUAGCCUGGCAUUGAUAAAUUGAUCCGCCUCCAUCGGCCAUUCGUUUAAUUUUCCAUAGGUAAUAGCCUCACAAAAUCAGCCAGUUUGAUGGACCACUCCUCUCGGAUUUCCAAUGGAGAAACCUUUCCGGCAACUAGGAAGCCAUGUUGUAAAGCUCUACUGAAUUUGUGAAAUUUAUGUUUCUGUGUUUUGAACUGUAUACAAACUUGGACGAUUGUAGUGUUUUCUGUAUGUUACUGAAGAGCUGUACUUGACUUGUUGCUGAUCAGGACUUCCUUGCAAGUUUUGUCUCUACAACGAGAAACUGACAAGGUCAUGGCUAGACGUCAGAGAACAGCAUUUCCCUCAAUGGUUCUCAUAUGAUGAUGACUGCUAUUGCCUGCAAAAGGUUAUGGAGAACUUCCAAAAGUCUUUCCCCACAUAAAAAUUUCCUCCCUUACCUGAUGGGGGAUAAUUCGAUCUCAAAGAUGUUCUGCAGCCUCCCUAUUUCAUCAACUAGUGCAACCUAAAAAUGCUUCAGUUGGAUGCUCUUCUCGUACGUGCUACGUCAAUGGCUAAUCAGAUUUAUGAAAUGCUAGUAAUACGCAAUUCACUGAAAUCAGUCUUUGGCUAGUAAAGUUUGCCUCUUGAAGGAGACAAGUGUGACCUGGCGUCAAACCGGUUAAGGUCAGUGCUGUCUUGAUACUUGUACAUAUACUUCAGAUUUUGGUACUCUACAUCUUGGAACUUGGAAGUUUAUUUGCUUUCCACUAAUUAGACCUUGAAAGACUUGUGAUGGAUAAAGAAAAUGUUGCAUU